AACUGAUCCCACACAAAUUUCCAUGAUACUUUACAUCCAUCUUUUCAUCUUUUACUACUUAUUACAGCCUUCCAAUUAGCUUAUGCAAAGCCAAUCUUUUAAAGGCUCACCCAAAGUCACAGUGGAUUUAUUAUUAAAGCAGUUUCCAAGUGCCAACACUGAAAAAAGUUUUAAAAGAAGUCCGAAGGUGGAGAUAGAUCACUUUGAAUCUGGAUCCUCCGAUGAAUCAUCAGCUUCAAGUAUCAGAUAAAGAAGAUGGAUCAUCAGAAGAAGAGGAGGAUGAAAAUGAAGUUCUUCAAGAAAAUGGCCUUGAAAACCUUCAAAGUCAUUACCAAAACCAGCACUUACAGCAGCCGCCACAGCCACUCUGCCAAAAACCAGCAAAAUGGACUAAUUUCACUGCACACAAAGAUGAACUCAGUAAAGUAACAAAAAGAAUGAUGCCAAAGAAAGCCAAAACAGAUGUGAUGGAACUCCAUGGAGGCCGAAUUAUUAGAUCCGUAGGAAGAAAAGACAGGCACAGCAAGGUUUCAACUGCAAAGGGUCCGAAGGACCGACGUGUUAGGCUUUCACCAAACACUGCAAUUCAGUUCUAUGAUGUGCAAGAUAGGCUUGGCUAUGACCGUCCAAGUAAGGCCAUUGAUUGGCUGAUUAAAGAAGCUAAAGCUGCAAUUGAUGCUCUUGGUGAGUUUCCUAAUUGCCAUUGUGCUGAACUCAAUGCUAAAAUGCGGUAUUCAGUUGAUCAAGAACAAAGUCCAAGAUUUAGUCAAGAAAACAGUGGAUUUUCCAGUUCUGAAUAUGGAAUUCCAGAGGUGAAUUAUGACAUCCCAAUUCAGAAUGUAAACUUGUUUUCAUCACCUGAUGGUGCCAAGAUUCCAUUUUUCAAUGAGUUGCAGAGUUACCCACAUGACCAUUUUCUCAAUUUCCAGUCUUUACAAGAUGACACAAUCAUUUCCUCUAGUGAUCAUCAUCAAGGCAGCUUCUUAACGACCACUUCAAUUAAUCCUUUAAAUUCAAAUUCCAACUUGGAAAUGACUAGAUUUAUAAGAAGUGUGAAUGGGAAUAUUGCCAGUUCAAAUUCAGGAUAUGGAGAGGCCCAUAAUUUCCCAUCAGUUUUAAGUCAAAACCAAGUCUUUUGUCAUAGGGAACCCCUUCAGUCCAGCUUUUUUCCUCUAACAAGUGAUCCAUUGAGCACACAACUUCAGACCCUUUCUUAUGGAUUUGCCAAUGAUGGUUUGUCAGGAGUAAUUUCAAGUGCACCAAGAAUUCAAGGGGAAGAGGAGUAGGGUACAUUAUUUUCUGCUUCCUGGCCCAAUGCAUCUGCUCUUAUGCAUUAUUAAGACUAGCACUUCUUCACCAGAAUAUAGAUAGUCUUACUAUUUUCUAUUACUAUUUCCUUUUCAGAAUCUUUGACUUUUUUUUUUUCAGGAGCUGAAAACUUUGUUGACUGGAUGUAAUGCAGAAUUUCUUAGUAUUAUUUUUGGUAUGAGAUGUUUAUGCAAAUUAUAUCACCUUCUGUAAAAUUAUUACUCUUACUAUGCUUGUAAUUUUGCCUACAUUGGAUUAUCAGCAUCUCAUCAAAAGAUUCAUAAUCUCAAGUUGCAGGGGGCCGAGUGAAGAAGAGAAAAAAGUAAAAUGGCAAGACAUAGAUUAAAAUCAUGAAUAGUUUAGACAGACCUAAGCAGGGGCAGGGCCAGUAAGGCCCAAGGGGGUUCUUCGGUGAAAAAAUUAUACUGUAUAUACAAGGUGAAAAUUAUUUUUUAUGUAUAUAUAGUAGAUGUUGAACCCUCUUGGCUUUUUCGUUUGUCUACUUCUUUAUAUUUUUGAACUCCCUUAUUUAAAAUUCUGGCUUCGCCACUUCACCUAAGGUAAGAGAAAUUAAGAAGAUUCCUUGAUUUAAUGAAAGAAAGACCAAGAUGCGAAAAGGGUGUCUUCUUGUAUUUGUUCUUGUAGCUAUCAAACAAUCAAAUCAAAAGGGAUAAAAGUAAGUUGGGAUUUUCAAGAUUUGGCCAUUUUCAUUUAGUAUACACAAGAAUGGGUAUCACCAUUCUAUCAGUAGUGAUUGUAACUUUGGUACAUCAUAUUCAUACAAAGCCUAGCUUGUUAAUGCAACACUGAUAAUUGUCAGUUGUAUUGGCAAAGCAUUCAAUUUAAAAGCAGCACACUGGCAUCUCCUACUUGAUUAAUUUCA
Lycium barbarum (goji berry) is the source of this 2191-nucleotide messenger RNA. Its product is annotated as transcription factor TCP4-like. Gene Ontology annotation, molecular function: sequence-specific DNA binding; DNA-binding transcription factor activity. Gene Ontology annotation, biological process: regulation of secondary shoot formation. Gene Ontology annotation, cellular component: nucleus. The transcript has a single exon. The record is from RefSeq and is a predicted model, not a curated record. NCBI's taxonomy places the organism in Eukaryota, Viridiplantae, Streptophyta, Magnoliopsida, Solanales, Solanaceae. Bases 222 to 1286 code for a protein of 354 amino acids.